Messenger RNA from Oryzias latipes (Japanese medaka), 2125 nucleotides. It is a transcript of the gene nfkbid, whose product is annotated as nuclear factor of kappa light polypeptide gene enhancer in B-cells inhibitor, delta. NCBI's taxonomy places the organism in Eukaryota, Metazoa, Chordata, Actinopteri, Beloniformes, Adrianichthyidae. The record is from RefSeq and is a predicted model, not a curated record. Gene Ontology annotation, cellular component: nucleus. Gene Ontology annotation, molecular function: protein binding. Gene Ontology annotation, biological process: regulation of gene expression.
AAACCAGCGCAACAGAGUAGUUCAGCGCCACCGAGCAGCAGAAGUUCCCAAUUGAACGGACUGGUGACUGUCGCAGACUCCAGAGAAAACCGUUUCUGACAUGCACUUUGAUAAAACGCCAAAAGAGAAGCCGUGUUGCACCCUGCCCACUGUGAAGAAACUCUUGGAGCAGAAGCGAAGACGUGAGACAUCUGCUGUGCAGCCCCCCUGCUCUACUGCUAACACAAGUCCUAUUGCACCAGCUGUUCUCUCAGAGUUAUCCCCACCAGAGCCAUUUACCUGCACAGGUGCAACAAGCAGUUACUCAGACAUGGCAAUGAGCUAUGAGCAGUGGACCCCAUCCCCUGAGCCUGCGCUCAGCUACUACACCAGCCACCCCGGCCCCAGCUAUGCUCCAACCUUCAACCUCCAAAUGACACCCGCAUACAACACACAGCAGCAGAUCCCUACAUUUGGAGACUCAAUGUCCCAGUCAUAUGAUUGCUCAGUGGCAGUUGUGGACCCCAGUGCAUCUUCGUCGUGGGAACUUCUUGAUUCCAGUCAGAUUGCACAACAAGUUUUUGUUCCAUCAAUGGACGCCAGCAAGCUGAGGGACGCCAGAAUGCAGCUCAAUGGGAUGGACUACAGCAGCCAGGAUGAAGAUGGAGACACCAUCCUGCACAUCUACACUGCCAAAGGGCUUAGGGAGUAUGCGUACGCAGCGGCAGAAAGGCUGAGGGAUGUUGGAAAGCUUGAUGCCAAAGAACACAAUGGAAAGACUGCUUUACUUGUGGCAGUGACUGCAAACCAACCAGAGAUCGUGCAAGACCUGCUGUCUUUAGGCGCCGAGAUCAAUGCCUCCAACAACAAAGGACAAACGGCCCUUCAUUUGGCUGCCCACUAUGGAUUUCCAGGUGUUCUGCAGGCAAUUCUGUCCAGCAGACCAUCUGUAAACUUGGAGGCUCGAAAUUUUGAGGGUAUGAGCCCCCUGCACUGUGCAGCGAUUUCUCACAGUGUCACCAUUAAGGCUUUGUCUUCCACCUCGCAAGCAGAUGUUAGCCUCCAGGCCAAAGCUACUGAGAAGCUCUCCUGUGUGAAGAUGCUCCUUCGAGCGGGGGCAUCUCUUCUCAGCCAGGAAAUCAAAAGCAACAAGACGGUGCUGCACUUGGCUGUCAAGGAAGGAAACAUUGAUUUGGUGCGUUAUCUGUUGAGCCUUCCCCUGGCAAACAUGAAAGACUUUGUCAAUAUGAAGGCUCACGGACACACAGCUUUACACAUGGCAGCUGGUCUCCAUGGAAACCCACACCAGGAAGACAUCCUGCAGCUGCUGCUGAGCAGAGGAGGUGAUCCCAGUAUCCGCAACCUGGAGAACGACCAGCCAGCUCACCUGCUGCAGAGCGGUUUGCACGGAGAGCAUCUUAAGAUGAUGCUGAAAAAACGAAACUCUCGCCGGCGUAACGUGUCCUUGCAGGACCAGGAAUGACUAAAUCCACUUGUAAUCCCCAUUUGUAGGGAGUGAAACUCCACUGUGCUUCUUUUAAGGAGAAUUUAUGUAAUAUUUUAAUCCUAAAAGGUUUUAGGAGAUUCUAUCCUAUAUACUGACAAACAAAAUAGCCUGGAGUAUUGACGAUACUCGACUGUAUUUGCUAUAUUGUGUUUUCUCCUCCAAAGAUUGUCAUAAAGGGUUUCUAUAUUUGAAUGAUCUAAAGAUAUUCUUGGGAAUUACAAAGUACUGCCAAGUAUAGUAUUUCAUGUCGUCAAAUAGGCUAAUCUCCCAGUUUAUUGUUGAUUUCUAUGAAAUCGUUAAACUAAACUUCAGGACCAUGUCUCUGAAUUCAUAGACUCCCGCCUUUCUGCCUUUAUUUUUAAGGCAUCAUGAUACCACAAGUGGUGUAUUCUGAUUUCAGUUAACAUGUGUACUUAUGUUAAGUUUUCAUGCACAUGUUUCAAAUGAAAUUACUCUACGACAUAAUUUAACUGUCUUUCUGUACACUGACCUAUUUCUGUGAAACAUCAGGUGUUGGAUUUGUGAAAAAGGAAACCACCAUGUAAAUCUCUUCUUUUCAUCGGCCGAGAACGUUUUUUUCUUAUCACACAUGGUCUGAUUCACCGUGCUUUUCUCUCAUGAGUCACGAGUAAUGGCGCA